Spirodela intermedia is the source of this 1122-nucleotide messenger RNA. The record is from the annotation of a GenBank genome assembly. Lineage: Eukaryota; Viridiplantae; Streptophyta; Magnoliopsida; Alismatales; Araceae.
AUGACACCUAAAAAACAAAUCAUCUCAUCUUCUUGCCCACUUAACAACAUUUCAUUACAAGUUCAUGUAUGUCUUGUUGGAACAUCAAAUGAAUAAUAUCUUGAUGAUGAAAAAUAUUCAUAUGAUCAAUUCAAAGAUCAAAUUAUGUCUAAUCUCAAAUAUACUUGACAUGAGGAUAAUAUUAAAGUGUAUUAUAGUUAUGUUAAAUGACGUGACUUAGUCGUUGUAUAUUAAAUCACGUAAAUAUAAAAUUUAUAAAACUCGAAAAUAUAAAUUUUUGGAUAUUUAAAAGUAUUUCUAAAUAAAUAUAUCAAUUAUAAUUCAAUAAAACUUCCAAAAAUAGCAGUAAUUUCCAAGGUCGAUCACAAGGAUGUAAUAUAAUAUUUUGUAAUUAUUUAGAUUUUUUUCUCAAUUAAUACGAUUUUCUAUGAAUUUUAUACUAGGAAAUGAAAAGGAAAUAUAUUUAAAAUUCACGAGAAAAAGGAAAUAAGGGUGCAGACGUCAGGAUGACGUCGGCGCCCGGCGAACGCGAAUCGGGCGGAAACAGAGUUCUGCCUGGCGAUUCUUACGUAAGCGAUUAAAUUAAUCAAAUUAAGAUCUGUAAAAGCCGGAAGAAUCGUAAUUGAACGAAGUAUAUUUUGGUAAAUUAAAAUCACACAAAGUAUCACUAAAUGAAGCGUAAAUUAAAUUGAAAGCAGGAAAAAAGAGUUCUGGCGUCGCAACGGCGAUGCGUCGGCGAUGCAUCGGAAUCCUUAGCGUUCGGGAGGGUCGUUGUGCAGUGUUCACGGCCUCGAAGGCUCUCUUUGGACAAAGACGACGUGGGCAAUCUCUAGAUCUUCUCGCGAAGUCUAGAGAUCACUGAAAUGGGUCGUCGAGUCGUCUCCGGCGGCUAUCACCCGGUGGAGCGGAAAAACGGCGACUUUGUGACUCUCUGGCGGCUGUCACCCGACGGAGAGGAGCUGGAUGGAGGUGGGGCGCGUGUCAGGGAGCUUCAUCCUCAGGUCCGCGCAGCAAGAGGAGGCUCUUUAUCGCAUCUGGUACGCUCUUAGGAGGUGGCGACUCGUCUCCCGGCGGAUCGUCCUCUUCCCGACGACGGCUUGUUCGUCGAUCAAUCGGAGAUGA